This is a messenger RNA of Magallana angulata, 2452 nucleotides long. Its product is annotated as putative ZDHHC-type palmitoyltransferase 5. The record is from RefSeq and is a predicted model, not a curated record. Gene Ontology annotation, molecular function: protein binding; palmitoyltransferase activity. Gene Ontology annotation, biological process: protein palmitoylation. Lineage: Eukaryota; Metazoa; Mollusca; Bivalvia; Ostreida; Ostreidae. The annotation marks the transcript as partial. Gene Ontology annotation, cellular component: Golgi membrane. The transcript is spliced from 9 exons.
AGAUCUGCAGACGGAGAUACCUUUGGGAAUGCAGGCAAUUUGAUAAUUUCCGACCCUGAUUCCGAUAAUUAUCCGAAAGUUGUCUACCCGGGAGAGGUUGGUCCAGGGGCGGGGUAUGGCAGCCAAAAAUUCCAGCUCCUACAGUCAGCCAUCAGUAAUUGUGCUGUCCCUCUGGUCCACCAACUCAUUCAACAGGAGCCAGGCCUAGUCCGGGAACAGGGUUGGCAUGGGCAAACAGCACUUCACAAAGCAUGCCUAUGUGGAGACUGGUCCGUUACCUACUUGCUGCUGGAGGGAGGUGCAGACCCCAACGCCAAGAAUGAGUUUGAUGAGACCCCCGUGCAUUACUCUUGUAAGAGGGGUUUGGCUCAGAUUGUGCACCUUAUGGUGCAACGCGGAGGAAAUUUGGAGGCUGUGGACAAAAAUGGAAAAUCUGCAGCUCACCAUGCAGCCCAGACUGGGAGUGUGUUUGUCAUGAAGUACCUGGACAUGAAUGGUGUGAACUUCAAUGCAGUGGACAAAAAUCUUCAAACUGCAUUACAUAUAUGUUGUGUUCAUGGGCAUGUAGAUGCCUUCAAGUUUUUAAUCAAAGCUGAGAGAACAACCCUGACCCAGGUAGAUGGGGAUGGGAACACUGUCCUCCAUAUUGCUGCCAGGGAGGGACACCCAUACUUAUGCUGGGAGCUCUUGGUGGUUAUGGGGUGUGGCCCACUGCAUCUAACAAACCGUGAGGGCUUCACUCCAGUAGAGUUAGCAGCGCAAAGAAAUAAAUAUGGCCACAUAGAGAUCACACCCAUUCUUCAAUGGUUGGCAAAAAAGGACAAAAGUUACAUUGUGCGAGGACCAGUUUUCACCUGGUGGUGGCUCCUGUUUAUGCCAGCUGUUCUGUAUUCUGUGAUAGCUCUCACCAGCUAUUAUUUUCUGCCUUCUCACCAGGGGAUGGUAUACAUUGCUGGAAUGAUUGUGCUCAUACUUAGUUUGUUGGGACACAAUCACAGAAUGAAUCAUGUUUGUAGAUGGCCAGAUCCUAUGUUUGCUGGGACAUUCUUUGCUGGAUUGCUCCAUACAGCCAUCUUGCAGAUAUUUUAUCUGAUACCAAAUUACAAUGAGUAUCCAGUUUUCAUUGUCAUGGCUACUCUCCUAGGACUGAAUCUAUUUUAUAUGUAUUACAAAAUCCUAAGAAGUGAUCCAGGAGCUGCUAAAGAAUCAGUACGAGAUCAAGAGAGCGGUAAAUGUAUGACACUUGUCGACUUGUGUGUUCCCCAGAGAAAGGUUGAUCUUUACUGUCCUGUCUGUGAGGUUGUCAGGGCUCCAAGAACAAAACACUGUAGACUGUGUGAACAGUGCUAUGAAAACAUGGACCACCACUGCCUUUUCCUCCUGAUCUGCUUGGCCAAAAAGAACCAUGCCCUCUUCUGCUGGUUCAUCAUCUGUUGUCUGGUUUCCAUGACACUAUUCCUGGUGCACUGUGCCUUGUACAUUUCUAGAGCCUACUCUGAUUUAACUUACAGCAACACCUUUUACACUAUGCUUUGGACAGACUGUUGGGUGCUGAGUUUGAUCGCCAUGAACGCCGCCUCCAUACUGUGGGGCGUGAACCUCCUGAGGUUCCAGUUCUCGGUGGUGUCCCGGGGAAUGACCACUGUGUUCAUGAGUAGAACCAAAACGGCCCUGACUCAACAGGAGAGAAUCGUCAACAUUCUAUACUUCCUGAUGGGAAGGGAGCCUUUUGCUGAGGAUCCGUUAAUUUGCUCACAAAACACACACACUGUCUGAGGGCAUUAUGUUUUUUUGAUCUGUUUUUACAAGCUUUGUCUUUAUUAUGUAAUGUAUGGUAUUGUACAUGUAUGUACUAGUAUAUUUUAUUGUAACCAUGAUCUUGUGUCAUGUAAACUGAGAUCUCUUCUGUAUGAUGUUGUUUGAUAAUAAGAUUAUUUCUCUCACUUUUCUGAUACCCCGGUAAUCUGAUUAUUACAAUCAACAACAAAUGGAUUACAAUCCAAAAGUGAGAAAUCUGCAGGUGUUUCAUAUCUUUUUUUUUAUUUAAAGAAGCCUUUUGCUUUUAUAUGAAUUAGAUAAUAAUUAGAAAGCCCAUGCCAAUAAAUGCUAAUUUUACUUUAAAAUACAUUUGUACAACAAUAUACGGGUUUUGUAGUUAUUCACAAUCAUAUGGCCCUAUUUAUAAGGACAUUGCAUUUAAUUAGCAUAUUAACCCAUUUUAAGAAAGUGUAUUUCUCCAUUGGUUAUUACAUACUUAUAGUAUGGUGCCUUUGUUGUUACUUUACCUGUCAAUCAAUUAUUUAAUGUAAAUUUUUAUUUUAGUUAUGAUAUUUAUUGUUAGAGUAAAUGUUUUUGUCCAAUAUCUACAUUGUAUGACACAAUCUUGUGUAAAAUUUCAGAAUUCCAGAUUUAAAAUUUUUUAUUAUUACAAUAAUAUAUUGUGCUUCAAAAA